UUCCUUCAUUCUAUCUCCCAACACAAUCAUACACAUUCUCUACCAAAAUGAGCUCACAAGUAGACUCACUUUGGCUCUUUGCCUUAGCCUCCAAGUCAAACCAUUUAACCAUCACCAACAUUAUUACCUCCAUUUUUCUCUUUGUCUUAACAUGGCUAGCCAUGAGCUUGUUUUAUUGGGCCCACCAAGGUGGUCCCGCCUGGGGCAAGUAUUCUUGGACUCACUUCUCUCAUUGGGCUAAAAAGCCCAUCCAUGGUCCACGUGGCUGGCCCAUAUUUGGAAGUGUAGGCCUUAAGAUGGGCCUAGCCCAUCAUAAGAUUGCCGCAAUGGCAAAACUAUACAAUUGUGAGAAACUCAUGGCCUUUAGCGUAGGUGACACUCGUAUGAUUGUAACAUGUAACGUUGAUGUAGCCAAGGAGAUCUUGAACAGUCCGGUCUUUGUAGACCGGCCUGAUCAAGAAUCCGCCUAUGGUUUAAUGUUCAACCGAUCAAUUGGGUUUGCCCCAUAUGGGUCCUAUUGGCGGACCCUCCGCCGAAUUUCCGGGACCCAUAUGUUUAGCCCAAAACAAAUCAAAGCCUAUGAAUCCCAAAGAAAUGACAUAGUUUGCCAAAUGGUAGAAAACCUAAGGGACCAAAACGGUGCGUUUCAAGUGAGAGAAACGCUAAGAUGGGCCUCAUUGGGUAACAUGAUGGGCUCAGUGUUUGGAGAGAGAAAUAUGAAGAAUGUAGAAUUGAAGGCUAUGGUUGAGGAAGGCUAUGAUUUGCUUGGGAUUUUUAACUUUGGUGAUCAUCUUUCUUGGCUCGCUGACUUUGACUUUCAAAGAAUCCGGUUUAGGUGCUCAGAACUUGUCCCUAAAGUCAACCACUUUGUGGGCCGAGUUAUUGAAGAGCAUCGGUCCAACCCGGCCCAAGUGACCCGAGACUUUGUUGACGUUUUGUUGUCACUUCAACACCCGGAUAAGCUUUCAGAUUCUGACAUGAUCGCCGUUCUUUGGGAAAUGAUAUUCAGAGGAACCGAUUCCAUAGCGGUGUUGAUAGAAUGGAUUCUUGCAAGAUUAGUGAUUCAUCCUCAUAUUCAAUCAAGGCUUCAUGAUGAGCUGGACAACGUAGUAGGGAGGUCACGUGCGGUUACUGAAUCUGAUCUUUCAUCAUUGGUCUACUUGACGGCUGUGAUCAAAGAAGUACUCAGGGUCCACCCACCGGGCCCACUUCUCUCAUGGUCUCGCCUUUCUAUUCAGGAUUCUUUGGUUGAUGGAUGUCACGUGCCUGCGGGGACCACAGCUGCCGUUAACAUGUGGGCCAUAGCAAGGGAUUCGGAUGUGUGGGCUGACCCACUUAAAUUUGAGCCCAAUAGGUUUUUGGGGUCAGGGCCCAAUGCUGAGUUCUCGGUGCUCGGUUCGGACCUCCGAUUAGCUCCUUUCGGAUCAGGCAGGCGGUCGUGCCCAGGGAAGGUGUUAGGGUUAACCACAGUCAGCUUUUGGGUGGCAUCAUUGGUACAUGAGUUUGAGUGGGUGACGUCAUUGGGUGGUGAGGUGGAUUUGUCCGAGGAGUUAAAACUCUCAUGUGAAAUGGCACAUCCUCUUUCGGUGGAAGUGAGGCCACGAAGAACAACAAAAGCAUAGUUCCCUCGAAUCUUGUGUAUACAACAAGACCUUAAAAAAAAAAUUAUAUUGGUCCCGAGUGAUUACUUAUUAGGGUUUGCUGAACCUCAAUGUAAAUUUGUAGUAUUUAGUUUUGAUUUGUGUUGUGUUGUUAUGUGGUUUAGAAAAGUGAAAUAUUCAAUGAAAUAACUUUUUUCUAA
Messenger RNA from Spinacia oleracea (spinach), 1801 nucleotides. RefSeq names its product cytochrome P450 78A6. The record is from RefSeq and is a predicted model, not a curated record. The transcript is spliced from 2 exons. Bases 48 to 1622 code for a protein of 524 amino acids. Gene Ontology annotation, molecular function: heme binding; oxidoreductase activity, acting on paired donors, with incorporation or reduction of molecular oxygen; monooxygenase activity. NCBI's taxonomy places the organism in Eukaryota, Viridiplantae, Streptophyta, Magnoliopsida, Caryophyllales, Amaranthaceae.